Messenger RNA from Ceratosolen solmsi marchali, 834 nucleotides. RefSeq names its product trypsin-like. Bases 1 to 834 code for a protein of 277 amino acids. Lineage: Eukaryota; Metazoa; Arthropoda; Insecta; Hymenoptera; Agaonidae. Gene Ontology annotation, biological process: proteolysis. The record is from RefSeq and is a predicted model, not a curated record. Gene Ontology annotation, molecular function: serine-type endopeptidase activity. The transcript is spliced from 4 exons.
AUGGAAUUCAUCAAAUUUUUACUUCUUGCCGUAUGUGCGAUAAUCUGUACGCAAUGUAAUUUUCCGACUGUUAAUGCGUUGAUUGGUUCGGAAGUUCGCAAAGUACAACCAGAAGAGUUUCCUUUUCUUGCUGCUUUCAGACAUGUUAAUUUAACAGAUCCUCAUCCUACACGAAAUCACAUUUGCACUGGAUCGCUAAUUACUAGAAGUCAUGUUCUCAGUGCAGCUCAGUGUAUUGAAAACAGAUUAAUAAGUCAAACUGUCAUCGCCCAUGGAUCGAAUUCAUUAGUCUAUUGUAUAGAAUAUCGGAUACAGUGGUGGAUUACUUAUAAUCAGUGGUCUCUAUAUAUGAAUAGACCUCUGGAAUUUGUUGAUAAUGAUGUUAGCGUUACAAAGUUGUGGACCCCAGUACGAGGAGAAUUUCAUUUAGCUCAAUUAUCAACAAUCCCGACUACUCAUGCAAUCGAUGAUCAUAUUGUGUUGGUAGGAUGGGGUGUAAACAAUAGACGUAAAAUAUCAAGAAAGAUGUUAUCAUCCGUUGCGAAAGUCAAAUCGAUGAAUGAAUGCCAAGAAUUAAUUCGACAAGCAAGUGGACGAGUAACAGUGAUUCGGGAAAAUCUCUUUUGUACUCAUAAUUCACCUUAUACAUUAAUUAAACGUGGAGAUUUUGGUGGGCCAGUUUUAUACUUCAAUAAUAUUAUUGGAAUCAACAAAGAAAUACGACCAGAAGUAUUGAAUGAUUAUAACCGACUGAAAGUAAACAUUCACACAAAUAUUGAUUACUACAGAGAUUUUAUUACGCAUGCCUUAGAAAACAAUUUUCUUUUGGUCUAA